This is a messenger RNA of Diversispora eburnea, 1470 nucleotides long. The record is from the annotation of a GenBank genome assembly. NCBI's taxonomy places the organism in Eukaryota, Fungi, Glomeromycota, Glomeromycetes, Diversisporales, Diversisporaceae.
AUGAUUACUAGUUCACCUCGUAUUAUGGGAAAUAUGAGAAAUAUUGGAAAUUUGUCUUUGGAUAUGAAUUAUCCGGGAUUAGGUUCUCCUGCCUCCCCUUCCUCACCUUCGUAUAGUAGCCUUCCUUCACCAACCUUUUCCGGUUCAUGGAAUCAGAAUAAAUCUCAAGCUGAACUUACCUCUUUAUUAAAAGAGGCUUAUAAUUCAUUAAAAGAUAAAGAAAGAGAUCUUAUGUUGGCCGCCGAAGUUGGUAAAAGUCUACUCGAAAACAACAUCGCCCUCAAAUCCCAAUAUGAUGCCCUCAAAUCCCAAUGUGAAACAUUAGCCAUUCAAGCACAACAAUUACAACGUGAACGUAUUAGGGCAACUACAUUUAUGUUACAAGCACAAUCGGCUGAUAAACCAAAUAUACCUGCAAUAGCACCACCAAGGGAUGCUUUGGAGUCUUCACUUAUUGAUAAUAUACCGGAUUUUGAAGAAAGUGAUUCCGAUUCAAAUGCUGGUUGGAGUACUUCCGUUGAUUUCAAAAAUUCAUUAAUAUCGCAAGAUUUAUCAAGGAAAAAUAAACGUGAACAAGACCUUCAAUACUAUCAAGAGGCACACGGUUUGGCGACACAAAAAAUCGAAGAGCUUGAAAAGGAUAACAGUCGUUUACUUCAAAAAACAAGAACAGAAUUCUGGAAUACGAGAUUACAUAACAAAUCUAAUGUUAAUGCUAAUGAUACUAUUGUCGAUGAAUUACUACAGAAAAUUCGUGAUUUAGAAGAUCAGAAUAAUACCGUUGAACGGGCUAAAUCAGAAAUUGAGAGACGUUUUAAUCGAGUCACUCAAGAUUUAGAAAUUCUUCAAGAACAAUACAAUGAAUUGGCUGAAGCAUCAAAUGGUUUUGAAAUUUUACAAGUAGUUAAUAGAGAACAAGAACUUCAUAUCCUUGAAUUAACUGAAUCCUUAGAAGAACAACGUGCUGUAGUUGCAAGUGUUCAAUCAGGAAUGUAUUCACGACAGCCAUCACGUUCGAGUUCAUUCUCUGAAGGAGGGAUGAUGUCAAAAGCCCUAAAAAGAUUAAGUAAUCCGGAUAGUCUGAAUUUAUUCGGUUCAAUGGGUACAAAUAAAAGGACUUUACUAUCCGAGCUAGAAAGUGAAUGGUUUAAAAAUAUACAAACAGAUAAUAAAGCGCUGACAGAUCCAAAUGAUGGAUUAUUCUCACCGUCAUUAUCAGCUUUAGGAGAUGAUGAUAUAUCACAACUCGAUUAUUUAUCAGAUGAUGAAUUUAGUUUCUUAGAUGAAUUAGAUGAUGAUGAUGAAUUAGCAAUGCGAAAACGAGAAUGGUUCUGGCGAAGGUGGUUAAGAUCAUUUUAUAAUUUCUUAAGAUGGGUUUGGAGGUGGUGUCGAUUUUUAGUUGUUCUUGUGGCUGCUGUUAUCAUGGCUUUGUAUCGUGGACCUGAUCAUAUUUUACCUCAUGAAGUAUAA